Morus notabilis is the source of this 1908-nucleotide messenger RNA. Its product is annotated as UDP-rhamnose/UDP-galactose transporter 3. The transcript is spliced from 5 exons. Gene Ontology annotation, molecular function: antiporter activity; UDP-galactose transmembrane transporter activity. Gene Ontology annotation, cellular component: Golgi apparatus. Bases 356 to 1411 code for a protein of 351 amino acids. The record is from RefSeq and is a predicted model, not a curated record. NCBI's taxonomy places the organism in Eukaryota, Viridiplantae, Streptophyta, Magnoliopsida, Rosales, Moraceae.
ACUGUUCUAUUCUAAUACCAAAAUACGUACUCGUAGAUUCCGAAUAAUAAACAAUAACAAAUAAUAUAAUACCUUUUCCUGCCUUUGUUUGUACAUGGUAUUCAGGCUCGUUAUCUUCUCAGUUACAAAAAGCAAAAAGAGGAAGGGGUCCAGUUUUUUUUCUUUAGUUUUUAUAAAUCUCAAUUUCAAAAUCAAAAACCUCCACUCGUAAAUCGCCGAUUGCUUCUCUUCUCUUCUCUUCUCUUCUCUUUCUCUCUCUCUUUCUCUUCCCUUCUCAGUCCGAUUGGAUCUGAUCUGAUUUGAUUGGGAUCCGAUCCGGAUCUGAAUAAUUGCCUGUUGGGGGAAGAAGAGAAGAAUGGAGCAGAGCGAGAAGAAGACGGGAGGAGCGGUGUCGGAUGUCGGAGCAUGGGCGAUGAACGUGAUCAGCUCCGUCGGCAUCAUCAUGGCCAACAAGCAGCUCAUGUCUUCUUCCGGUUACGCCUUCGCCUUCGCAACUACAUUGACGGGGUUCCACUUCGCGGUAACGGCACUUGUGGGAGCUGUGUCGAAGGCCACAGGGUUUUCGUCUGCUUCGAAGCACUUGCCUCUUUGGGAGCUUCUGUGGUUCUCCAUCGUCGCCAACAUGUCUAUCACUGGCAUGAAUUUAAGCCUCAUGCUCAACUCUGUCGGCUUCUACCAAAUAUCGAAGCUGAGCAUGAUUCCAGUGGUUUGCGUGAUGGAAUGGAUUCUUCACGGCAACAAGUACUCGAGGGAAGUGAAAAUGGCAGUGGUUGUUGUGGUCAUUGGUGUUGGUGUCUGCACCGUCACUGAUGUCAACGUCAAUCUCAAAGGUUUUAUCUGUGCCUGUGUUGCCGUUUUCUCUACCUCCUUGCAGCAAAUUACCAUAGGUUCCCUACAAAAGAAGUACUCAAUUGGAUCAUUUGAACUGCUCAGUCAGACGGCCCCAAUUCAAGCGCUCUCUCUCCUCAUUUUUGGUCCCUUCAUCGAUUACUACCUCAGUGGCAAAUUAGUAACAAGUUACAAGAUGUCUACUGGCGCCAUCUUAUUCAUUCUUCUUUCGUGCUCUCUCGCUGUGUUCUGCAACGUGAGUCAGUACCUCUGCAUUGGGCGCUUCUCGGCAGUUUCAUUCCAGGUUUUAGGUCACAUGAAAACAGUUUGUGUCCUCACGUUAGGGUGGCUGCUCUUUGAUUCAGAGCUAACUUUCAAAAACAUCAUGGGGAUGAUUCUUGCGGUGGUUGGGAUGGUAAUUUAUAGUUGGGCCGUGGAGGUUGAGAAGCAGGCUGCAAACAACACCAAGGGCGUACCGAAUGUGAAAAAUAGCCUCACAGAAGAGGAAAUCAGACUUCUCAAGGAAGGAGUGGAUAGUAAUGCUUCUGUAAAGGAUGUCCAACUUGGUGAAUCUAAAGUAUAGGUAGACUACUCACAUUUGGCUGGUAAAGAAGGAAAAUAGUGCAUUUAAAAAAGAGGAAUUAAAAACAAAACAAAGCAAUUACAGGUAUUAUUCAUUUCAUGUGUUUGUUUUUCUUCUUCAUAUUUGUAUUCAUGUGGCUGCACGAUUUGGUGCCCUUCUGCUGAUCCUCACGCAAGAAUUUCAUCUUAAAACUCUGUUAUUUUCUCUUGAAAAGCCGUGUUAUUAAUUUAUUCAUUGUUAUUUUAUUUUCCCCUCCAAAUUAAAAAUAGAUAAAUUUUUAGCUUGUUAUAUAUGUUUCUACCUUCUGCGGAGAAAUCAGCUCAUGAAGAAAGAAUGGAGCAAUCGUGGUGUAUGAUGUAUAACUCGAAAGUUGGUUGAGGGCCCCCCAAGUCUAUUUAUUGAUGAUUGUUGUUGUCGAAUAAGUUUUGUUUUACUCCUCUCCUAUAUGUUGGAGUAGAUGGGCUGUCCAUUUUUUAUAAACUCGUAUUUCUCCCACA